Prunus dulcis (almond) is the source of this 948-nucleotide messenger RNA. RefSeq lists its product as uncharacterized. Bases 1 to 948 code for a protein of 315 amino acids. The record is from RefSeq and is a predicted model, not a curated record. NCBI's taxonomy places the organism in Eukaryota, Viridiplantae, Streptophyta, Magnoliopsida, Rosales, Rosaceae. The transcript has 2 exons.
AUGAUCCUCCACAAGGUUGACGACACACUGAUGUGCAAGGUGUUUGCGAUGACCUUGCGAGCAGCCGCCCAAGACUGGUUCCACACUCUGCAAUCCAGGUCGAUCAGCAGCUUCAAGGAGCUGACUUACGUCUUCACCAAAGAAUACACCUCUUACUGGACAAUCAAGAAGAACCCUGACCACCUGUACAACCUGCAGAUCUACGAGAUUGCCGAACUCUACAAGCUCUGGGAUGAUGAUCAAAUCGCCGCAAAGAAGUCUACUAACCAAGAAGAUCAGCCGAUUAAGCAAGCAGGCCAAAGAAGCGACGGAUUUAGCAACAAAAACAAAGACGAGCGUAGGUCGCACCCACAAGAGAACACUACGGCAGGAGAGAACUACACCAAAUUCACCAUCCCCAUACAUCAAAUCUUAGCCCACGGGAAGAACAAACCUUGGGUAAGAAGACCACCACCCUUGAAAGGAGAUCCGAACAAGAAGGAUGCUAGCAAAUACUGUGCCUUCCAUGGGAUGCACGAGCACACCAUGAACAACUGCUUCGCUAGGAAAACGCAUGUUGAAGAACUCGUGAGAGAAGGUCACUGCACAAAAUUCGUUGCGAAGCAGGCCAUCCAGCGGAUUGAAGAUCGUGACACCGCCAAGGAGCCGCCCCAAAAGGUCAUAAGAAUUAACAUAAUCCUAGCCGACUCCGAGGAGUGUGGGCUGACUAGGAAGAAAAGGAAGAGGAAGAUCAAACAGGCCACCGUGAUCUCCCAAAUCUCGAUCGACCUUCCACCAGUAAAAGACGAUCAUGUAAUCAGCUUCCCAAAGAAAUAUCUAACCGGCCUCGACAUGCCACAUAACGAUGCCCAUGUCAUCAGCAUUCAAAUCGCGCAGGCCAUGGUCGACGGAAUCCACGCAGAUGAGGGCAGCGCAGCCAAUAUCUUGCAACUGGCGGUCAUCCAGUAG